UAUGUCCGUGAGCUGAAGACAAAACAUCCAAACGCAGCAAACAGGUGGAGAUCUCCACCCCAGAGUGGGGCCGAUACGACCCUGGCAGGCAGCCUGGCUAACAAAUAGUGCAACAGUGCAACAGUGCAACAGUGCAAACACCACAAAGCACAAAGCAAUGCAAACAACAACGUCAUGACCCUCUCAUGCACUCCUCGAUCCAUCCACUCAAUCCAUCUCUUUCCCUCCCUCCCUCUCUUCUCUCUCUCACUCUCUCGUUCUCGCCCAACUUUAUUGUCAGAUUGUCAGACUCGUUGGAAAUCGCACCCGUAUGCCUGCGUCACUUCCGCUUUUCCCACAGCUCCAUUGGAUCGUUCCACCACUCAGCGGGGGAGUUCGGGGGACAAAAACAAAAUCAUGAUGAAUGGACCGACCUCCAAGGAAUCCCCUUCCUUGCGUGGUGGGGUAUCGUUCGUUCCAUCAAUAGUUGCGAGUCUCAUCAUCCAUGGCUGACUGAUAAGAUCCAUGCCCCGGUGGGCUGUUUGCAUUCCGACUCUUUUCCACAAAUGUUCAGGGACAUGCUACUCAUACAGGGCACCGUCCCCCCCUCUCUUCCCCCCCACCAGCAGAAGGCCACUACUUAUGCAGCUGGUCUUGCUUUUCCUGUUUAUUUACACCUCGCUCAGAUCUUCUCGGUGCUGCAAGGGCCGACUGACUUGACUGACUGACUUGCAUUUCACCCCUCUUCCUCUUCAUCCUCCUCAUUUUACCCCUCUUUCCUCCAUACAUACUCCCCUUUGCACCCGACGUGCAUACGCAUUUAUACAACAACAUUCUUAGGCGCACACAAACUACAUUGCCUUCUCUUUGUUUCUCUCUCCCUACCUCUUUCUCUCUC
This is a messenger RNA of Aspergillus fijiensis CBS 313.89, 877 nucleotides long. RefSeq lists its product as uncharacterized. The transcript has 2 exons. Bases 186 to 707 code for a protein of 173 amino acids. The record is from RefSeq and is a predicted model, not a curated record. Lineage: Eukaryota; Fungi; Ascomycota; Eurotiomycetes; Eurotiales; Aspergillaceae.